GUUCCAGUGCCGCACUCCCCGUCUCCGCCUGGGCGCGCUCGCGUGGGUGCAGGAGUGGCGCAGGGCGGCCAUGGCGUUGCGCGCGGUCGUGUUCGGCCUGGAUGGGGUCCUGGCGCUGCCCUCGGUAGCCGCCGCCUUCGCCCGCAUGGAGGAGGCCCUGGCGCUGCCCAGAGGCGUUUUGAGUGAUAUUUUUAAGAAAAAAGACCCAGAUGACUGCAGUGUCCGCCUCAUGAAAGGAGAGAUCACGUUUUCCCAGUGGGUGCCUCUCAUGGAAGAAGACUGCAGGAAGCAUUCGGAGGCUUCUGGAACCUGCCUUCCAGAGAAUUUCUCUAUACGUGAAAUCUUUGGCAAGGUUGUUUCAGCAAGAAAGAUCAACUUCCCCAUUCUUCAGGCAGCUCUGACUCUCAGAAAGAAGGGGUUUACAACCUGCAUCCUCACCAAUAACUGGCUGGAUGAUAGUGCCCAGAGAGACAGUCUGGCCCGGCUGAUGUGUGAACUGAGGCCACACUUCGACUUCCUGAUUGAGUCAUGUCAGAUUGGAAUGGCCAAGCCUGAGCCUCAGAUUUACAAGUUUUUAUUGGACACCUUGAAGGUCAAUCCUAAUGAGGUUGUUUUCUUAGAUGACUUCGGGGCUAACCUGAAGCCAGCUCGGGACUUGGGAAUGGCCACCAUCCUUGUCAAAGACACUGACACAGCCCUGAGAGAACUGGAGAAGGUCACUGGGAUGCAGCUUCUCAGUGCUACAGCCCCUCUGCCAAUUCCAUGUAAGCCAAGCAAUGUCAGCCAUGGGUAUGUGCCAAUAAAGCCUGGAGUCCGUUUACAUUUUGUCGAGCUGGGCUCCGGCCCUGUGGUGUGCCUCUGCCACGGCUUUCCUGAGAGCUGGUUCUCUUGGAGGUACCAGAUCCCUGCUCUAGCCCAGGCUGGCUACCGGGUACUUGCUGUGGACAUGAAAGGCUAUGGAGAGUCAUCUGCACCUCCCGAAAUAGAAGAAUAUUCCAUGGAAGUGUUAUGUAAGGAGAUGGUAACCUUCCUGGAUAAGCUGGGCAUCUCUCAGGCUGUGUUCAUUGGCCACGACUGGGGAGGCAUGCUGGUGUGGAACAUGGCUCUCUUCUACCCCGAGAGAGUGAGGGCUGUGGCCAGUUUGAACAUCCCCUUCAUGCCAGUAGACCCCAAAGUGUCCAUAAAGGAGACGCUCAAAGCCAACCCUAUUUUUGAUUACCAGUUCUACUUCCAAGAACCAGGUGUGGCUGAAGCUGAACUGGAAAGGAACAUGAGCCGUACUUUCAGAAGCCUCUUCAGAGCAAGCGAUGAGGCUUUUGUCAUCACCCAUAAUAUCUGUGAAAAGGGAGGAGUCCUGGUGGAUAGCCCAGAAAAGCCCAGCCUCAGCAAGAUGGUCACAGAGGAGGAAAUCCAGUUCUAUGUGCAGCAGUUCAAGAGGUCUGGUUUCAGAGGUCCCUUAAAUUGGUACCGAAACAUGGACAGGAACUGGCAGUGGGGCUGCAGAGGUGUGGGACGAAAGAUCCUGGUUCCAGCCCUGAUGGUCACCGCUGAGAAGGACCGCGUGCUCCUUCCAGAGAUGUCCAAACAUAUGGAGAACUGGAUCCCCCAUCUGAAAAGGGGACACAUUAAGGACUGUGGACACUGGACACAGAUGGAAAGGCCUACUGAGUUGAAUCAGAUCCUCAUCGAGUGGCUGGAAACUGAGGCCAGAGACCCACCGAAGGCUGCAAAGCUUUAGGGUGUGACGUGCUGCUGCCCAGCGGGUGCCCCGGUCCUUUCAUCUGCCGGGGGCUGCUCUCCAUACCCAGACGAGGCCCUACGUGCUUCUCUUUUAACCAGCAACAUUUUUCCAAAGCAGUUUCCAAAACAGUGAUUUUUUAAAAAUGAAGUGAAUCAAAUUUGACAUAAUUUUAGAUACAGGAAAAAUCACGGGUGACUAAUUAUCUGGAUAUAAAUGUAUCACUUAAUCCCUGAGAAUGGCUAGUGUCCGGUGGAGGUACCAAACGGAAAGGCCAGGCAGAGGUUUUGAUUGACCAAUUGCUAGUUUUGCAGCAAAAUCAGUAGUUAAUUUUGAAUAGAGAUUGUGACUCCUGUAUUCAAUAAAGCUGAGACAACUAUGAAA
This is a messenger RNA of Choloepus didactylus (southern two-toed sloth), 2122 nucleotides long. It is a transcript of the gene EPHX2, whose product is annotated as epoxide hydrolase 2. NCBI's taxonomy places the organism in Eukaryota, Metazoa, Chordata, Mammalia, Pilosa, Megalonychidae. Bases 71 to 1738 code for a protein of 555 amino acids. Gene Ontology annotation, biological process: cholesterol homeostasis; phospholipid dephosphorylation. Gene Ontology annotation, molecular function: magnesium ion binding; lipid phosphatase activity. The record is from RefSeq and is a predicted model, not a curated record. Gene Ontology annotation, cellular component: peroxisome. The transcript has 19 exons.